Messenger RNA from Lachancea mirantina, 1047 nucleotides. The record is from the annotation of a GenBank genome assembly. Lineage: Eukaryota; Fungi; Ascomycota; Saccharomycetes; Saccharomycetales; Saccharomycetaceae.
AUGGCUAUUCCAGAGCGUAGAAUCGGCAGUGGAUCUGGUACGGGUUCCGCGGCGGAACUCCGCAGAAACAGCAGCAGCGGCUCUGCGUCGACACACGAGGCCCCGGCGGCGCCCGGCACAGUCCUGUCUGCCCGCCAGAUAAUGCUAAUUCGCGAGUCCUGGCAGUUGUUGCUGAGCGACGACAUUUCGUACGAAAAGCUAUGUGCCUUCGAUGCCCGGCUCAGGCACGGCCGCAGCAGCACCGCGGGCGCAGCCGCGCAGGGAGCGGCCGCGACGGCCGCUCCCGAGACCGCGACCCGCAAGGCGUACAACUCGACCUCCAGUUCGCUGUUCGCAGAGCAGUUCAUCGAGAACUGCUUCCUGCUCGAACCCGCGGUCCAGGAAUUGUUCCCGUCCAUCAGGCACGCGCCCAUCGGGGUUGCAGGCGUGCUGACCGUUGCCAUUAGCAACCUGGAGGACCUGUCCAUCCUGGACGGGUACCUGGAGAAUCUGGCCAAGCGGCAUGCUCGUAUCAUCGGCGUCCAGAAGGGCCAUUUCGAGCUGGCCGGCGCUGCGUUCCUCAAGACUCUGCGCGACCGCUUCGGCCGUUUCUGCACACCGGAAUUAGAAGAGACCUGGUCCCGACUCUACGAGUACCUCGCGAACUCGCUCCUGAGCUACGGAGUUGAUCCCGUGAUAGACCCGGCCGUGCGCGAGCAACAAACGCGCAGGGCGGUGGUGUUCGAAGUGCCUGCUCUGCGGAGCACCGGUUCUGGAACCGGUGCAGGAGCCGGUGCUGGCCUCGGUUCUGGCCACGGUUCUGGCCACGGCUCCGGAGCCGGUUCCGGAGCCGGUUCCGGAGCCGGCCCGGGCAUAGCCGGACAUUCCGCGCAGACCGCGCCGCGGUCGCCACGCGGUAGCGUGUCGACGUCACGUGGCGCGUGGUCGAUCUCGACGCCGCCAACGCCUUCGACCUCGUCUGUGCCUCCGUCGCCCGCGGCCGUCUAUAUGGACCGGCUCAGACAGCCCACAGUGCGCGCAAACCAGAGCGACUGCACGCUCAUGUGA